UUUUCCUUACUAUUGGUCGCUGUAAAAUCAGUGGAAGGGUUGUUCUUAUGUUUAGUUCUUACAAUAGUUUGCCGCAGUCUGUUAACCGAGGAAGCUUGUGCAAUGUUAUUUUGCUAAGUGAUUUGUUGUAUAGGCAAACUGACAUUAGAAAAGGUUGUGAUUGUCUUACCUCCAGUUGUCUGUCCUCGUUAAACGCAGAAAUAAGAGGAUGACACUUCGCUUUGCGUUAACCAUCAUUAGACAACAAAGUAUUAAAUCCAUUGAAAAACUUCCUUGGAGAUAUGUCAGACCAUUGAGUGGUGAAACAAGGUACAACAAGGAAAAGCUUCUUCAAGGACAAGGUGUGGAUGAACCCCUGUCUGAAAUGGGCUUUAAGCAGGCAGAGGCAGCUGGGCAGUUUCUGCAGCAUGUGAAGUUCACUCACGUGUUUUCCAGUGACCUCCAGCGAGCUAAACAGACUGCUGCUGUAAUUUUAGCUAACAACUGGCAUAAAGACCUAGAAAUAAUCUAUGACACAAGGCUGCGUGAAAGAAAAUAUGGUGUUGCUGAAGGAAAUCCACUUAGUCAAUUGCGGGCAAUGGCCAAAGCUGCAGGAACACAAUGUCCAUCUUUCACACCUCCUGGGGGAGAGACACUGGAACAGGUACGUAAUCGAAUUAAAGACUUCUUUCAGUAUGUUUGCCAGCUGAUAAUGGACCAGUAUUCUCAGCAGUCUCAUCCUAGACAAGUUCAACGUGCAACAGCCAGCAAUGGCUUCCAGACUGUAUCUGAUACGUUUUCCGUUCAGAAAAGCCAUUUGGAUGACAGUAACAUUUCUUCAGUAACACAAGAUUCAGACGUCGAUCUAGUGGCUCAAGUGCUAGUGGUCAGUCAUGGUGCCUACAUGAGAACAUGGAUUAAAUACCUGGUUGAUGAGUUGCACUGCACCUUUUCACCUGACCUAACAAAGUCUCAGAUAUUUUCUGGUAGUCCUAACACUGGGAUAAGUAAUUUCAUUGUAAGCCUUGAGGCAGAGAACUGUAAGCCGGACAUUAACUGCAUUUAUAUAAACAAGCAUGAGCACCUUGAAACUGUUAAUAUUGCAAUAGACUUCAGUCCACAGCAAGGGGCUCUAGAUAUCUAAUAAUCCAGUGUUGCAUCAUGGUCUAGCACUUUCAAACUUAGUAAUUAUUUAUUAUAGAGACAUCACGGCCCAUUCACACUGCUCCUUCCAUUGCAGAGAAGGUGCUCUUAUUACUGUAAGUCUGACAUUUUUUCAUUGACUACUUAUGUUGUAUUUUAGUCAUAGUCAUAUUUAAUAUUAAAAGAAAUCACUUGUACUGUC
Messenger RNA from Protopterus annectens (West African lungfish), 1324 nucleotides. It is a transcript of the gene TIGAR, whose product is annotated as TP53 induced glycolysis regulatory phosphatase. The coding region runs from base 209 to 1123 and encodes 304 amino acids. Gene Ontology annotation, molecular function: fructose-2,6-bisphosphate 2-phosphatase activity. Gene Ontology annotation, biological process: negative regulation of glycolytic process; positive regulation of DNA repair; fructose 1,6-bisphosphate metabolic process. Gene Ontology annotation, cellular component: cytosol. The record is from RefSeq and is a predicted model, not a curated record. NCBI's taxonomy places the organism in Eukaryota, Metazoa, Chordata, Ceratodontiformes, Protopteridae. The transcript is spliced from 7 exons.